CGUUCUCGUACGCCGCGGAGGGAUACUCUUUUGGAACCGACAAUGUGGAGGCUGUUAAAAUGUCUACUCGGAAGAUGAAAUGGUUACAAUUGUAGCAACUAAAAUUAUCGCAUGAUAUAUCACAAGAGUUAUGAAUCUAUUUGCAAUCAUUGUUUCAUUUUCGUGACGUGGACUGUAUAACGAACCAAGGGUUUGGUAGAACACACGAUAUCGUCGUUCGGUCUUCGUCUACAGUCCGGAGUACGGAGAGGGAAUCUAUCCCCAACUUUAUGUUUUUCUCUCUACUCCAAGCGUUCAUUUUUUCCCGUUGGAUGCCACAUAAUUGAAUAGAGGUUACUGAAAGUCAAUUGCUGAGACUGUGAGGGCCUAAGGAACAGCAGCAGAGAAUGGCUACAGUGGGGACAGACAAGGAGCUCAGUGACCUGCUGGAUUUCAGCGCGAUGUUUGCACCGCCGGUGUUGAAUGGGAAGAACAGGCCCACCACUCUAGCCAGCAGCCAGUUCGGAGGCACUGGUAUGGAUGAGCGAAGCGGUUCUACCCCCUGGGCAUCUGGAGAACAGAACAGCCCUUCCUUCAACCAGGGACGGGGUUAUGGUGAAGGAACUCAUUACAAUGAGCAUGAAUGCCUGGCUUCCACCCCUAUGUUCGGCUCAGGAAUUGUGGGCAAAGCUGAGCGAGGACCCUACUCUUCUUUUGGAGCACAGCCGGGCUUUAUGCCCAGUGAGAUGCCCAUGCCCAGUCCUGAUGCCCUGUCCCCCUCGGGUCUGAAGUCUGGCUCCCAGUUCUACCCCUCCCAGUUCAAUCCUCGCAGGAGAUCCACCCAGGAGAGCAUGGAUGGCCAGCCAAAAAAGAUCAGGAAAGUUCCCCCUGGCCUGCCCUCUUCAGUGUAUGCGUCGGCCUCAGGAGAGGACUAUAACAGAGACGGUGCAGGGUAUCCUGCCUCCAAGCCUGGGAACGUGGGCUACCCCGGCUCCUUCUAUAUGCAAGAAGGUCUGCACCCCUCCCCUGACCCGUGGAGUUCUGCCGGGCCGAUGGGGCAGCCGGGCUACUCUGCUGUGCUGGGUAACUCCCCUCACCUGGGCCAGCCCGCCCCCUUCACCGCCAUCAACCCCCAGGACAGACUGAAGCGCCAGCCGUUGCCACUCUCGCCCCAGAACUACCCCCUGCACGGCAGCGAGGUGAACGGGAGCUUUCACCCUGGGUCCACUGGCUACGGAGUCCCCAACCACACACCCCCCAUCAACGGAACAGACAGCAUCAUGGCCAACCGGGGAACAGCUCCACCUAGCUCAGGAGAUGAGAUCGGCAAAGCCCUGGCAUCAAUUUAUCCUUCGGACCACAACAGCAACACCUUCCCUUCAUCUCCAUCUACUCCAGUGGGCUCUCCCCAGGCCAUAGCAGGUUCUGCCUCUCAGUGGUCCCGGGGCUCGGGACAGGCCACACCCUCUCCAAACUUUGAGGGAGGACUGCAGGCUCUGCAAAACAAAAUGGAGGACCGUCUGGAGGAGGCAAUCCACGUUCUGCAGCGCCACGCCGGGGGACAGGGGGGCCCAGGGGGGCUGACUGACAUGCACAGCCUCCUCAGCGCUGGGAUAGGAGGUCUUGCCCAGGCCUUCAACAACGCUGGCCUGGGACUGGCCAGACUGCCCAACCUGAUGUCCAACCACCAUGAGGACUCUGCUGGUCCGCCCUCUAGUGGUCCUGGUCUGCAUGGUCACCAUGGCCCUCCCUCAGCCCAGCCUGGCAGCCAGCCUGAGGGCUUCACCAGCCUCUCCCGCUCCACACACUCGUCCAGUGGCGCCGACAUCAAAAGGGAGGACAAGGAGGAUGACGAGAACUCCUCCGUGGCUGACAAGUCAGAGGACGAGAAGAAAGACUCGAAGUCCCGCCCCCGAACAAGAGAGACGUUCUCCUUCCAGACCUUCUCUUCCUCCCUAUCAGACACGGGAGCAGAUCACGAUGAUGAGGACGAGGAUGACGAGGAUCUGCCGCCGGAGUUGAAGAAAGAGCGGGAGAAAGAGCGGCGGGUGGCAAAUAAUGCCCGUGAGCGUCUGCGCGUGCGGGACAUCAACGAAGCCUUUAAGGAGCUGGGGCGCAUGUGUCAGCUUCACCUGACUAAUGAGAAACCCCAGACCAAACUGCUCAUUCUGCACCAGGCCGUUAAUGUUAUACUCAACCUGGAGCAGCAAGUCCGAGAGCGUAACCUGAACCCCAAGGCAGCGUGUCUGAAGCGGAGGGAAGAAGAGAAGGUUUCGGGGGUGGACCCCCAGAUGCAGAUGGGAGGGGGGCACCCCGGGUUAGGCGGCGAUGGACACAACUCUGUGAACCAUAUGUAACACCCAGAUCCUGUUGAUUGUACAGCUCUUAGAAGACGUGGCCUUAUUGUCUUAUUAUGCAUCUCAGUGGGCGUCAAUCCACAAAGGUGCGCUCUCGAUAUAGCACAUAUAGUGGAGAAGCGCAUACACACACACACACACACACACAACUGACAAAGCCAGUGGCCACAUUCCUGACCAUGAACACCCCUAUACACCAGAGUUUUGAAGAAUAUUUACAGUUAACACACCCUGAACUCCAAGGAGAGACUGGGCCACAGAAAGAGGAAAUUUAAACUCAAUGAUUUUCUGCCUAAUGGUCAUGUUUUUGUAAGACAUUUUGAGAAGUUGCUUUACAUGUUGGGAGCAAAAUUUGUUUGGAUCAAAUAGUAUUUUUGGAUCAAUUGCUCAUGUGAGCAACAGGAUUUUGUGUCCUUUGGGUAGUCAUCUGCCAUUCCCACCUGAAAAGAAGGUCAUAGUUUCAUUACAAGCAAAGGUGACACCAGAAUCUAACCUGUGAGUAACUAUGUGCCUGAUAUGCAUGCAUAACGCCAAGGCUUGGGAGAGUUAGAAUUGUCGUCAUCCCCACCAUUUUUUUCCUCAAAUGGCUGAAACACAGUACAGUUUGAGGUAUCCAGCCACCCCACCAGAAUGUAAAAGACUGGACAGUCAUAGUGAUGAAGGGACACUUAUUGAAUCGGCAGGCACAGUGCUGUUAUAUAGCACAAUGAUUAAAAAAAGUUUCUGCCCUCUCGUAAGGGCUGACAGGCCUGUCUGAAGGAUUUGUAUGGUGGGUAUUUAUUUGAUCCAGGAAUCCUACAAACCUUCCGUUUUUGUCCUCUUCAUCUGUUUGUUGCUACUGCCAUGGGUGGAGUGGAAGCACUCCCAGUGAGGAAGGUGUCCCCACCCACCAACACAUACAGAGACCCAGGACAGGUCAUGACUCGCUACUAGCUGAGAACCACUUCCGGUUCACCUACUUUUCAACAGGAUCACACAGUCAUCUCAAGACUUCCUCACUCUGACUUGGGGAGAUUGGACUGAAACAUGCAGGAAGUGUGUGUGUGCUCUGAACCAGAGCAAGCCUCUCCCCCUCCACUGCCACUCCCUUACCCUUCUUUACCCCUCCUGUUCUGCCUCCAUUUCAGCCAGGCCAUGUGGAUGCAUGGUCAGUACCCUCUGCCCCAAACUGAGUCAACCACCUGCCUUCAUUUCUUUCUCUUCACGUUUGUGGAGCAAGUGUCAUCAGUUGGCAAGGCAAACCUACAUGGCCAUGUCAUGCGUACUUAAAGAUUUGAUGUACGACGUAAGGAAAUGUCUGUUUUUUAAGUAGACUACAGUUAUUUUGACGAGUAUGGAAGGAAUAAUGGUUGGACUUCAAGAGGGUUGGUUUUUGUGGAGUGGGUCCUGAAAUAUCAUAGCGACCUUCCCUUGAAUGCGUUCAACUGCCAUCUAUGGACAACAAUUUUUGUUCCUUAAAUUACAGGAAGCAUUGGGCGUUUUGAACAAUUUAUAAAGUCUGUAAGGAUCCUCCUUUUUGUAGAAGUGAUGUGUUAUUUUUUUUAUUUUGUAAUAUAGCUGUAUGAGUUUUCUUUUGGAUUGCAUUUAUUUUUGUUUACCUUGUUUAAAUGUAAGAACUCU
Salvelinus namaycush (lake trout) is the source of this 3956-nucleotide messenger RNA. RefSeq names its product transcription factor E2-alpha-like. Gene Ontology annotation, molecular function: protein dimerization activity; RNA polymerase II cis-regulatory region sequence-specific DNA binding; DNA-binding transcription factor activity, RNA polymerase II-specific. NCBI's taxonomy places the organism in Eukaryota, Metazoa, Chordata, Actinopteri, Salmoniformes, Salmonidae. The record is from RefSeq and is a predicted model, not a curated record. The transcript is spliced from 21 exons. Bases 387 to 2336 code for a protein of 649 amino acids. Gene Ontology annotation, biological process: regulation of transcription by RNA polymerase II. Gene Ontology annotation, cellular component: transcription regulator complex.